AUGAAAGAAUACUCGUCAAAUAUCCCUUUUGGAUUCACACCAUCACGAAGGAUUGGUUAUCCUCGAGGCGAGCUACCAACAAUUAAGCCACAAAGACGAGGACUCGGGCCCAUAGAUGCCACUUUGGAAUCACACAAAACACGAGAAAACAAAAGAAAUGCUGUGAUGAAGAACUAUUUUGAAUCCAAACAAUUAAUGUCAUUCAACAAACAUCUUGAUGUCAUGAAAGCUGUGUACUUUAAGAAAAUGAAAAGAGAGAAAGUUCGUGUCGGCAAAUCUCUCUGGGAACUUGAGCAACGAAAGCGCAAAAUUAUGCGACAAAUAUACGAACAUCCUUGCACAGACGUGAAUAAUGCCAAAAACCCAGCGUUGUUUUACUUCACACAAGAAAAAGCACGAAAGAGAUCAAGGAAGCACGAGAAUAAAGAAAUCGUAAAUAAAACAUGACGAAAAUAGUUAGAGAGAAUAGCUGGAUAUCAAGUAAAUUCUUACUGCUUAAUAAUUGGCCUUAUAACUAGAAGGUAGCAGCGAACAAAAUAAUACAAUCAUCAUCAUGCAGCCAUUUCUGCAAAAAAUAGUUCGUUGCAAUGUGUGUUUACAUGACGAACCUUUCCAAUAUAGAGUGUGUUCGUUUUAGGUCCAGUAAAUCCACUCGUAUUUUUAUUACAGGUUUACGAAAUUGCUGGUGCACAUUGCUCUUGGCAUGGUGAAUAUGCGUGGUAAAUUUAGUGGCGACACCAUUCAAAAUGGAAGCCACAGAAGCAAUUAAAUCCCUUCACCUGGUAUGGUAAAUUUGCUAUUGCUCCUGUUGAGAUUCCUUUGAAACAACGGGUUACCCAUCAUCAUGCCCUUGCUCGUAUUUUUAUUACAUUUUUACGAAAUUCCCGGUGCACAUUGCCCUUGGCAUUGUGAAUACGCAUGGUAAAUUUAGUGGCGACACCAUUCAAAAUGGAAGCCACCGAAGCAAUCAAAUUCCUUCACCUGGUAUGGUAAAUUUGCUAUUGCUCCUGUUGAGAUUCCUUUGAAACAACGGGUUACCCAUCAUCAUGCCUUUGCUCGUAUUUUUAUCACAGGUUUACGAAAUUGCUGGUGGACAUUGCUCUUGGCAUGGUGAGUAUGCAUGGUAAAUUUAAUGGAAACACCAUUCAAAAUGGAAGCCACAGAAGCAAUCAAAUUCCUUCACCUGGUAUGGUAAAUUUGCUAUUGCUCCUGUUGAGAUUCCUUUGAAACAACGGGUUACCCAUCAUCAUGCUCUUGCUCGUAUUUUUAUUACAGGUUUACGAAAUUGCUGGUGCACAUUGCUCUUGGCAUGGUGAAUAUGCAUGGUAAAUUUAGUGGCGACACUAUUCAAAAUGGAAGCCACAGAAGCAAUCAAAUCCCUUCACCUGGUAUGGUAAAUUUGCUAUUGCUCCUGUUGAGAUUCCUUUGAAACGACGGGUUACCCAUCAUCAUGCUCUUGCUCGUAUUUUUAUUACAGGUUUACGAAAUUGCUGGUGCACAUUGCUCUUGGCAUGGUGAAUAUGCGUGGUAAAUUUAGUGGCGACACCAUUCAAAAUGGAAGCCACAGAAGAAAUCAAAUCCCUUCACCUGGUAUGGUAAAUUUGCUAUUGCUCCUGUUGAGAUUCCUUAGAAACAACGGGUUACUCAUCAUCAUGCCCUUGCUCGUAUUUUUAUCACAGGUUUACAAAAUUGCUGGUGCACAUUGCUCUUGGUAUGGUGAAUAUGCAAGGUAAAUUUGGUGGCGACACCAUUCAAAAUGGAAGCCACAGAAGCAAUCAAAUCCCUUCACCUGGUAUGGUAAAUUUGCUAUUGCUCCUGUUGAGAUUCCUUUGAAACAACGGGUUACCCAUCAUCAUGCCCUUGCUCGUAUUUUUAUUACAUUUUUACGAAAUUCCCGGUGCACAUUGCUCUUGGCAUUGUCAAUACGCAUGGUAAAUUUGGUGGCGACACCAUUCAAAAUGGAAGCCACAGAAGCAAUCAAAUCCCUUCACCUUGUAUGGUAAAUCUGCUAUUGCUCCUGUUGAGAUUCCUUUGAAACAACGGGUUACCCAUCAUCAUGUUCUUGCUCGUAUUUUUAUCACAGGUUUAAGAAAUUGAUGCUGCGCAUUGCUCUUGGUAUGGUGAAUACGCAUAGUAAAUUUGGUGGCGACACCAUUUAAAAUGGAAGCGACAGAAGCAAUCAAAUCCCUUCACCUGGUAUGGUAAAUCUGCUAUUGCUCCUGUUGAGAUUCCUUUGAAACAACGGGUUACCCAUCAUCAUGCCCUUGCUCGUAUUUUUAUCACAGGUUUACGAAAUUACUGGUGCACAUUGCACUUGGCAUGUUGAAUAUGCAUGGUAAAUUUUGUUGCGACACCAUUCAAAAUGGAAGCCACAGAAGCAAUCAAAUUCCUUCACCUGGUAUGGUAAAUUUGCUAUUGCUCCUGUUGAGAUUGCUUUGAAACAAUGGGUAACCCAUCAUCAUGCUCUUGCUCGUAUUUUUAUUACAGGUUAACGAAAUUGCUGGUGCACAUUGCACUUGGCAUGGUGAAUAUGCACGGUAAAUUUGAUGGCGACACCAUUCAAAAUGCAAGCCACAGAAGCAAUCAAAUCCCUUCACCUGGUAUGGUAAAUUUGCUAUUGCUCCUGUUGAGAUUCCUUUGAAACAACGGGUUAGCCAUCAUCAUGCCCUUGCUCGUAUUUUUAUUACAUUUUUACGAAAUUCCCGGUGCACAUUGUUCUUGGCAUUGUGAAUACGCAUGGUAAAUUUAGUGGCGACACCAUUCAAAAUGGAAGCCACAGAAGCAAUCAAAUUCCUUCACCUGGUAUGGUAAAUUUGCUAGUGCUACUGUUGAGAUUCCUUUGAAAAAAUGGGUACCCAUCAUCAUGCCCUUGCUCGUAUUUUUAUUACAGGUUUACGAAAUUGCUGGUGCACAUUACACUUGGCAUGGCGAAUACGCAUGGUAAAUUUGGUUGCGACACCAUUCAAAAUGAAAGCCACAGAAGCAAUUAAAUCCCUUCACCUGGUAUGGUAAAUUUGCUAUUGCUCCUGUUGAGAUUCCUUUGAAACAACGGGUUACCCAUCAUCAUGCCCUUGCUCGUAUUUUUAUCACAGGUUUACGAAAUUGCUGCUGCACAUUACCAUAGGCAAGGUGAAUACGCAUGGUAAAUUUGGUGGCGACACCGUUCAAAAUGGAAGCCACAGAAGCAAUCAAAUCCCUUCACCUGGUAUGCUAAAUCAGCUAUGGCUCCUGUUGAGAUUCCUUUGAAACAACGGGUUACCCAUCAUCAUGUUCUUGCUCGUAUUUUUAUUACAGGUUUACGAAAUUGCUGCUGCGCAUUGCUCUUGGCAUGGUGCAUAUGCAUGGUAAAUUUGAUGGCGACACCAUUCAAAAUGGAAGCAACAGAAGCAAUCAAAUCCCUUCACCUGGUAUGGUAAAUUUGCUAUUGCUCCUGUUGAGAUUCCUUUGAAACAACGGGUUACCCAUCAUCAUGCCCUUGCUCGUAUUUUUAUUACAGGUUUACGAAAUUGCUGGUGCACAUUGCUCUUGGUAUGGGAAAAUGCAUGGUAAAUUUAGUGGCGACACCAUUCAAAAUGGAAGCCACAGAAGCAAUCAAAUCCCUUCACCUGGUAUGGUAAAUUUGCUAUUGCUCCUGUUGAGAUUCCUUUGAAACAACGGGUUACCCAUCAUGAUGCUCUUGCUCGUAUUUUUAUUACAGGUUUACGAAAUUGCUGGUGCACAUUGCUCUUGGCAUGGUGAAUAUGCAUGGUAAAUUUAGUGGCGACACCAUUCAAAAUGGAAGCCACAGAAGCAAUCAAAUCCCUUCACCUGGUAUGGUAAAUUUGCUAUUGCUCCUGUUGAGAUUCCUUUGAAACAACGGGUUACUCAUCAUCAUGCCCUUGCUCGUAUUUUUAUCACAGGUUUACAAAAUUGCUGGUGCACAUUGCUCUUGGUAUGGUGAAUAUGCAAGGUAAAUUUGGUGGCAACACCAUUCAAAAUGGAAGCCACAGAAGCAAUCAAAUCCCUUCACCUGGUAUGGUAAAUUUGCUAUUGCUCCUGUUGAGAUUCCUUUGAAACAACGGGUUACCCAUCAUCAUGUCCUUGCUCGUAUUUUUAUCACAGGUUUAUGAAAUUGCUGGCGCACAUUGCUCUUGGUAUGGUGAAUAUGCAAGGUAAAUUUGGUGGCAACACCAUUCAAAAUGGAAGCCACAGAAGCAAUCAAAUCCCUUCACCUGGUAUGGUAAAUUUGCUAUUGCUCCAUUUGAGAUUCCUUUGAAACAACGGGUUACCCAUCAUCAUGCCCUUGCUCGUAUUUUUAUUACAUUUUUACGAAAUUCCCGGUGCACAUUGCUCUUGGCAUUGUCAAUACGCAUGGUAACUUUAGUAGCGACACCGUUCAAAAUGGAAGCCACAGAAGCAAUCAAAUCCCUUCACCUGGUAUGGUAAAUUUGCUAUUGCUCCUGUUGAGAUUCCUUUGAAACAACGGGUUACCCAUCAUCAUGUCCUUGCUCGUAUUUUUAUCACAGGUUUAUGAAAUUGCUGGUGCACAUUGCACUUGGCAUGUCGAAUACGCAUCGUAAAUUUCGGGGCGACACCAUUCAAAAUGGAAGCCACAGAAGCAAUGAAAUCCCUUCACCUGGUAUGGUAAAUUUGCUAUUGCUCCUGUUGAGAUUCCUUUGAAACAACGGGUUACCCAUCAUCAUGCCCUUGCUCGUAUUUUUAUUACAGGUUUACGAAAUUGCUGGUGCACAUUGCUCUUGGCAUGGUGAAUACGCAUGGUAAAUUUAGUGGCGACACCAUUCAAAAUGGAAGCCACAGAAGCAAUCAAAUCCCUUCACCUGGUAUGGUAAAUUUGCUAUUGCUCCUGUUGAGAUUCCUUUGAAACAACGAGUUACCCAUCAUCAUGCUCUUGCUCGUAUUUUUAUUACAGGUUUACGAAAUUGCUGGUGCACAUUGCUCUUGGCAUGGUGAAUAUGCAUGGUAAAUUUAGUGGCGACACCAUUCAAAAUGGAAGCCACAGAAGCAAUCAAAUCCCUUCACCUGGUAUGGUAAAUUUGCUAUUGCUCCUGUUGAGAUUCCUUUGAAACAACGGGUUACUCAUCAUCAUGCCCUUGCUCGUAUUUUUAUCACAGGUUUACAAAAUUGCUGGUGCACAUUGCUCUUGGUAUGGUGAAUAUGCAAGGUAAAUUUGGUGGCAACACCAUUCAAAAUGGAAGCCACAGAAGCAAUCAAAUCCCUUCACCUGGUAUGGUAAAUUUGCUAUUGCUCCUGUUGAGAUUCCUUUGAAACAACGGGUUACUCAUCAUCAUGCCCUUGCUCGUAUUUUUAUCACAGGUUUACAAAAUUGCUGGUGGACAUUGCUCUUGGUAUGGUGAAUAUGCAAGGUAAAUUUGGUGGCUAACACCAAAAUAAAACCACAGAAGCAAUCAAAAAUCCCUUCACCUGGUAUGAAAGGUAAAAAUUUGCUAUUGCUCCGUUUUGGGGUCCCUUUGAGCACCCAUCAUCAUGCCCUUGCUCGUAUUUUUAUUACAUUUUUGAGAAUUCCAGUGCACAUUGCUUUCUUGGCAUUGUCAAUACGCAUGGUAACUUUAGUAGCAACACCGUUCAAAAUGGAAGCCACAGAAGCAAUCAAAUCCCUUCACCUGGUAUGGUAAAUUUGCUAUUGCUCCUGUUGAGAUUCCUUUGAAACAACGGGUUACCCAUCAUCAUGUCCUUGCUCGUAUUUUUAUCACAGGUUUAUGAAAUUGCUGGUGCACAUUGCACUUGGCAUGUCGAAUACGCAUCGUAAAUUUCGGGGCGACACCAUUCAAAAUGGAAGCCACAGAAGCAAUGAAAUCCCUUCACCUGGUAUGGUAAAUUUGCUAUUGCUCCUGUUGAGAUUCCUUUGAAACAACGGGUUACCCAUCAUCAUGCCCUUGCUCGUAUUUUUAUUACAGGUUUACGAAAUUGCUGGUGCACAUUGCUCUUGGCAUGGUGAAUAUGCAUGGUAAAUUUAGUGGCGACACCAUUCAAAAUGGAAGCCACAGAAGCAAUCAAAUCCCUUCACCUGGUAUGGUAAAUUUGCUAUUGCUCCAUUUGAGAUUCCUUUGAAACAACGGGUUACCCAUCAUCAUGCCCUUGCUCGUAUUUUUAUUACAUUUUUACGAAAUUCCCGGUGCACAUUGCUCUUGGCAUUGUCAAUACGCAUGGUAACUUUAGUAGCGACACCGUUCAAAAUGGAAGCCACAGAAGCAAUCAAAUCCCUUCACCUGGUAUGGUAAAUUUGCUAUUGCUCCUGUUGAGAUUCCUUUGAAACAACGGGUUACCCAUCAUCAUGCCCUUGCUCGUAUUUUUAUUACAUUUUUACGAAAUUCCCGGUGCACAUUGUUCUUGGCAUUGUGAAUACGCAUGGUAAAUUUAGUGGCGACACCAUUCAAAAUGGAAGCCACAGAAGCAAUCAAAUUCCUUCACCUGGUAUGGUAAAUUUGCUAUUGCUACUGUUGAGAUUCCUUUGAAAAAAUGGGUACCCAUCAUCAUGCCCUUGCUCGUAUUUUUAUUACAGGUUUACGAAAUUGCUGGUGCACAUUGCACUUGGCAUGGCGAAUACGCAUGGUAAAUUUGGUUGCGACACCAUUCAAAAUGAAAGCCACAGAAGCAAUUAAAUCCCUUCACCUGGUAUGGUAAAUUUGCUAUUGCUCCUGUUGAGAUUCCUUUGAAACAACGGGUUACCCAUCAUCAUGCCCUUGCUCGUAUUUUUAUCACAGGUUUACGAAAUUGCUGCUGCACAUUACCAUAGGCAAGCUGAAUACGCAUGGUAAAUUUGGUGGCGACACCAUUCAAAAUGGAAGCCACAGAAGCAAUCAAAUCCCUUCACCUGGUAUGCUAAAUCAGCUAUGGCUCCUGUUGAGAUUCCUUUGAAACAACGGGUUACCCAUCAUCAUGUUCUUGCUCGUAUUUUUAUUACAGGUUUACGAAAUUGCUGCUGCGCAUUCCUCUUGGCAUGGUGAAUAUGCAUGGUAAAUUUGAUGGCGACACCAUUCAAAAUGGAAGCAACAGAAGCAAUCAAAUCCCUUCACCUGGUAUGGUAAAUUUGCUAUUGCUCCUGUUGAGAUUCCUUUGAAACAACGGGUUACCCAUCAUCAUGCCCUUGCUCUUAUUUUUAUCACAGGUUUACGAAAUUGCUGGUGCACAUUGCUCCUGGUAUGGUGAAUACGCAUGGUAAAUUUAGUGGCGACACCAUUCAAAAUGGAAGCCACAGAAGCAAUCAAAUCCCUUCACCUGGUAUGGUAAAUUUGCUAUUGCUCCUGUUGAGAUUCCUUUGAAACAACGGGUUACCCAUCAUCAUGCUCUUGCUCGUAUUUUUAUUACAGGUUUACGAAAUUGCUGGUGCACAUUGCUCUUGGCAUGGUGAAUAUGCAUGAUAAAUUUAGUGGCGACACCAUUCAAAAUGGAAGCCACAGAAGCAAUCAAAUCCCUUCACCUGGUAUGGUAAAUUUGCUAUUGCUCCUGUUGAGAUUCCUUUGAAACAACGGGUUACUCAUCAUCAUGCCCUUGCUCGUAUUUUUAUCACAGGUUUACAAAAUUGCUGGUGGACAUUGCUCUUGGUAUGGUGAAUAUGCAAGGUAAAUUUGGUGGCAACACCAUUCAAAAUGGAAGCCACAGAAGCAAUCAAAUCCCUUCACCUGGUAUGGUAAAUUUGCUAUUGCUCCAUUUGAGAUUCCUUUGAAACAACGGGUUACCCAUCAUCAUGCCCUUGCUCGUAUUUUUAUUACAUUUUUACGAAAUUCCCGGUGCACAUUGCUCUUGGCAUUGUCAAUACGCAUGGUAACUUUAGUAGCGACACCAUUCAAAAUGGAAGCCACAGAAGCAAUCAAAUCCCUUCACCUGGUAUGGUAAAUUUGCUAUUGCUCCUGUUGAGAUUCCUUUGAAACAACGGGUUACCCAUCAUCAUGCCCUUGCUCGUAUUUUUAUCACAGGUUUAUGAAAUUGCUGGUGCACAUUGCACUUGGUAUGGCGAAUACGCAUGGUAAAUUUGGUUGCGACACCGUUCAAAAUGAAAGCCACAGAAGCAAUUAAAUCCCUUCACCUGGUAUGGUAAAUUUGCUAUUGCUCCUGUUGAGAUUCCUUUGAAACAACGGGUUACCCAUCAUCAUGUCCUUGCUCGUAUUUUUAUCACAGGUUUAUGAAAUUGCUGGUGCACAUUGCACUUGGCAUGUCGAAUACGCAUCGUAAAUUUCGGGGCGACACCAUUCAAAAUGGAAGCCACAGAAGCAAUGAAAUCCUUCAUCUGGUAUGGUAAAUUUGCUAUUGCUCCUGUUGAGAUUCCUUUGAAACAACGGGUUACCCAUCAUCAUGCCCUUGCUCGUAUUUUUAUUACAGGUUUACGAAAUUGCUGGUGCACAUUGCUCUUGGUAUGGGAAAAUGCAUGGUAAAUUUAGUGGCGACACCAUUCAAAAUGGAAGCCACAGAAGCAAUCAAAUCCCUUCACCUGGUAUGGUAAAUUUGCUAUUGCUCCUGUUGAGAUUCCUUUGAAACAACGGGUUACCCAUCAUCAUGCUCUUGCUCGUAUUUUUAUUACAGGUUUACGAAAUUGCUGGUGCACAUUGCUCUUGGCAUGGUGAAUAUGCAUGGUAA
Paramuricea clavata is the source of this 8592-nucleotide messenger RNA. The record is from the annotation of a GenBank genome assembly. NCBI's taxonomy places the organism in Eukaryota, Metazoa, Cnidaria, Anthozoa, Malacalcyonacea, Plexauridae.